Molecule: messenger RNA, 804 nt
Organism: Penicillium macrosclerotiorum
Lineage: Eukaryota; Fungi; Ascomycota; Eurotiomycetes; Eurotiales; Aspergillaceae
Product: DUF4112 domain-containing protein
Exons: 3
Coding region: 1-804 (267 amino acids)
Source: RefSeq, a predicted model, not a curated record
AUGUCCGGCGCCCUUUGGAACCUGGUGGGCAAACGAGUGCUUGCUGAAUCUGCGAGGAACCAUUUUGGAACAGAGGACCCCUAUUUCGAAGAAGUGCCCGCAUCACGCCUUGGUCGCGCCUUUGGCAAAAAGUCUCAGAAGCGCCGCAAGGCUAUUCCACCAGGAUUGUCAGACAAUGAUGGCAAAAUUCUGACCCAGGUUAAGCGCAGGGCGUACCGACUCGACUACUGCCUCUUCAACCUCUGUGGAAUUCGCUUCGGCUGGGGCAGUGUGAUUGGUCUCGUACCAUUUGCGGGUGAUGCUGCCGAUGCCGCACUUGCCCUCAUGGUUGUGAGAAAUUGCGGUCAGAUUGACGGUGGACUUCCCUCACGCUUGCGCAUGAUGAUGUUGAUCAAUGUCAUCGUUGACUUUUUCAUCGGUCUCGUCCCGUUUAUCGGCGAUAUUGCGGACGCGGUAUACAAAUGCAAUACGAGAAACGCAGUCAUGCUAGAGAAGCAUCUGCGCGAGAAGGGCGCUAAAUCGCUCAAGACAGAGACCAGACAGCAAGGACGAGUCGCGGAUCACAGACACGAAGAGCCUCGAGUUGUUGAUCACAGUUUGCCGGAGGAGUGGGACAAGCAAGAGAGUGGCAUCAUUGGCACUUCGCCCCCUGAAUACGAAGAGCCUGUAUCCUCUGGGGCCGGAAAUGGCAGACACUCUGGCAGGUCUAAUCCGGCCAAGAAAUCGAGAAACAGUCGCUCACACAGCAGGUGGUUUGGUGGAGCAACCCAUCGCGAGGAGGAUCUGGAGCGUGGUGGAGUAUGA